AUGCACGGUGUUCAUAUCAAGCCGCCACCGAACGAGGGAUAUGGGAUUAAGAAACCGGGCAUGCCUGUAAUUACAAUGAAAUAUAAGGGCAUUCUUGGAUCAAUUGUGUAUAAAAAAGGCAAAGGUUCUAAUUGUUCGUGUAUCAUUCUUUCUACCGGAAGUCGUACUGGAAAUUGCGAGGCUAAAAUGUCCUUUAAGUUUUCUUUUUUCGAAACCCUCUUCUUGUUUUUCUAUAGAAUUCUCUUCAAACAAUUUAGGAACUCAAAGGGUCUCCACAGAACUGUGAGCAAUAACUACAGCAAAUUUCGAAGGUACAAUUCCCUUGCUCACAGAUCAGACCUGUCGAAUCAAACUUUGAUCUUCAAUGUCGAAGGAGCUUUAUUGAAAUCCUCUUCAUUGUUCCCUUAUUUUAUGCUCGUGGCCUGUGAAGCUGGAGGUCUUUUCCGGGCUUCUUUUCUACUCGCUUCAUAUCCAUUUAUUUGUUUAGUUGGUGAAGAGAUGGGCUUGAAGAUAAUGGUGAUGAUCUGUUUCUUUGGGAUUAAACAAGACAGCUUCAGAGUUGGAAAGGCCGUUCUGCCAAAGUUCUUCUUGGAUAAUGUUGGGUUGGAAAUCUUUGAGGUGGUGAAAAGAGGAGGCAAAAAGGUGGGCUUUAGUAAUAUACCUACAGUAAUGAUUGACAGUUUCUUGAGAGAUUAUUUGGAGAUUGAUGUCGUAGUUGGACGAGAGCUAAAGGUCCUGUGUGGGUACUUUGUUGGACUUAUGGAAGAAAGAAAGAAAGACAAGCUUGUUUUAAAGGAAAUAUUAGGGCAGGAGAACAACAGUGAUGUUAUCGGCGUUACUUGCUUCAACAAAUCCCUUGAUGAACAGAAGUUGUUCGUUCAGUGUAAGGAUAUUUACGCAGUGAGAAGAACCGACAAGAGGAGCUGGCAACAGCUACCAAGAGAUAAAUACCCAAAACCGCUUAUUUUCCAUGAUGGUAGACUGGCUUUUAGACCAACCUCUUUGGCUACGGUCGCCAUGUUUAUGUGGGUUCCAUUUGGUAUUGUUCUUGCUAUCUUCAGGGCUCUUGUUACCUUAACUCUUCCGUUUAAUAUUUCCAUCCCCACAUUAGGCUUUUCAGGGUUGUCCCUUUCUGUAUACCAGCCGAAUACUUCCCACUCAUUGCCCAACACCAACUCAAGGCAUCUCCUUUAUGUUUGCAAUCAUAGAACAUUACUAGACCCUUUAUAUCUAUCUUUUACAUUGAAGAAAAAUUUUACAGCAGUCACAUACAGUCUGAGCAGACUGUCAGAGAUCUUAGCACCAAUCAAAACUGUCCGACUAACAAGAAACCGGGAUCAAGAUGCAAAAAUUAUGGAAAGGCUAUUAAAACAAGGGGACCUAGUGGUUUUCCCAGAAGGAACCACAUGCAGAGAACCAUAUCUCUUAAGAUUUAGCCCAUUGUUUGCAGAGAUGAGUGAUAACAUAGUUCCUGUGGCUUGUAACAGUCAUGUUACAAUGUUUUAUGGAACAACUGCAAGUGGGCUUAAGUGCCUUGAUCCUCUUUUCUUUAUCUUGAACCCAUCACCAAGUUACACCAUCCGGUUUCUUGAUUGUGUAUCCGGGCUUUCCAAGUCUGUCAAUGAUGAAAAAUCAAGAUUCGAUGUGGCCAACCAUGUACAAAGUGAGCUAGCCAAUGCAUUAGGCUUUGAACCUACCAAGCUUACAAGGAGAGAUAAGUACCAGAUUUUGGCAGGCAACGAUGGGAUAGCUUGCACGAGUAAAAAACCCUAAGUCCAUAGCGUGCCGUGCUAAAUUACCCACCCAGCCAUGUUGUAAUGUGACUUGUAUCAAAUCUCAACUAUCGUAUACAUGGUCUUCAUUUUACCCCUUUGUUUCUUUUAGAUAAUUAGGCAUAAACAACAUGAUACAUUUUUCUUCUGUAAUAUGUGAUUCCCAGUUGAAAACUUGUAAGAUAUUUUGAAUCUCAUUAUUUAUUUACUUACUUAUUAUCUA
Messenger RNA from Mangifera indica (mango), 1995 nucleotides. RefSeq names its product probable glycerol-3-phosphate acyltransferase 3. Bases 1 to 1773 code for a protein of 590 amino acids. Gene Ontology annotation, cellular component: membrane. The transcript has 2 exons. NCBI's taxonomy places the organism in Eukaryota, Viridiplantae, Streptophyta, Magnoliopsida, Sapindales, Anacardiaceae. The record is from RefSeq and is a predicted model, not a curated record. Gene Ontology annotation, biological process: cutin biosynthetic process. Gene Ontology annotation, molecular function: glycerol-3-phosphate 2-O-acyltransferase activity; phosphatase activity.